AGGGAAAUUAGAUGCAUGGAUUUAGGUGGGGAAGCUCUCGGUUCUUACAAGGCUCGCCAAGGAGGCUGUACGCACAUACAGUUCUUCAAUCACGCUGAAUAUCUCAACUGUACCGGGUGCGGCAUGGAGUUUUCCAAAGUAAUGCUUCGCCAGAAUGCCUACAUCGAGAUCAAAGGCCUCCCUUCCUAA
Messenger RNA from Suillus bovinus, 189 nucleotides. RefSeq lists its product as uncharacterized. The record is from RefSeq and is a predicted model, not a curated record. The transcript has 3 exons. Lineage: Eukaryota; Fungi; Basidiomycota; Agaricomycetes; Boletales; Suillaceae. The annotation marks the transcript as partial.